AUGAAGCCCGCAUUGGGACAGCAGCAGCAGCAGCAGUUGCUGCUGCAGCAAAAGCAGCAACAGCAGCAACAGCAGCAGCAGUUGCUGCUGCAGCAACAGCAGCAACAGCAGCAACAGCCGCAGCAAGAGGAUCUGCUGCUGCUGCUGCUUGCUGCUGUUGAUGGUGCUGCUGGCUUGGGGGCUCCUCCUUGCAUGUCUCUCCUUCAGGGGGAGGCAGCAGCAGCAGCAGCAGCAGCAACACUUGCUGCUGCAGUGCAGCAUCGCGGCGAAUGCAGCGACGCACAGCAGCAGCAGCAACAAAAGCAGCAGCAGCUGCUGCACCAGUACCAGCAGCAGCAGCAGCAGCAGCAGCAGCAGCAGCAGAGCCGCAAACCACAGAACAAAGUAGCAGCUGGCUGGGUACGGGGUGUACAUACAUCUCCCCAUGUUGCUGCUGCUGCUCUUCGUUUGCUGCAGGGUGUAUGUGAGACAGCAGCAGAUGCAGCAACGCUGCUGCUGUCUACAGAUGCACCGCAGCAGCAGCAGCAGCAGCAGCAGCAGCAGCAGCAGCAGCAGCAGGGACUCGAGCUGGUAGCAACCAUACUCUCCAGUGCUUCUUGUCUUUUUGCUGCUCAGACACUGCGUCGCUGUCUGCUGCGGCCCACAGCAGCACAUUGCUUCUCUAACAGCAGCAGCAGCAGCAGCAGCAGCAGGAGCAGCAGCAGCAGCAGCAGCAGCAACAGCAGCAGCAGCAGCGCAGCAGCAGCAGCAGCAGCAGCAGGAGCAGCAGCAGCAGCAGCAGCAGCAACAGCAGCAGCAGCAGCAGGAGUCGAUGCUAUUACUGCAGCAGCAAGAAAGCAUGCAAUUCGGUUCCUCCUGCAUUUGCUACAUGUGCAGCAGCAGCAGCAGCAGCAGCACUACGAGAAGCAGCAGCAGCAGCAGCAGCAGCAGCAGCAGGGAAAGACGAUCAACUGCUGCAGCAGCAAACAUCUGCUGCUGCAUGGAGACAUAGAGGAGAGCUGCUGCUGCCCGUCACCAGGCAAGAGCAGCAGCAGCAGCAGCAGCAGCAGCAGCAGCAGCAGCAGCAGCAGUAAGUGGAUGGGCAGCAGCAAUAACAGCGGCUAUGUUAGCGGCAGCAACUGCUGCUGCUGGUGGCUCCCGCACUGUGUUGCUGCUGCUGCUGCUGCUCUCGAUCCUACACUAACAGCAGCAGCAGCAGCAGCACAAGCCCGCAGAUACAACUUGCUGCUGCUGCCGUGUGGCGAGCUGUGUACUGCUUUUUUUCUGUCUCGUUGCUGCAGCAGUUUCUCUAUCGAUGGAGUUCCUGCAGCAGCAAACGAAGCAGCAGCAGCAGCAGCAGCAGCAGCAGCAGCAGCAACCUGGGUAAAAGCAGCAGGCAAAGCAGCUCUAGAGGUGCUGUAUGCAUGCGCUGACUGGGUGCUGCAGCAGCAGCAGCAGCAAGCGUGCGGGAGCUAUCAGCAGCUGCUGCGUGAGAGAAGAGCAGCAGCACCGCUGCUGCGGCAGCAGCAGCAGCAGCAGCACAACAAAGGCAGCAUCUCCAGCCUAUUGAGAGUAGCAGCAAACCCCACUGUCUUGCUGCUGCUGGGCGCAGCUAGCCGCUUCAUUGCUGCUGCUGCUGCUGCUAUGGGGCCGGGAUCGAUGCAGCAGGGAGAGCUGCUGCUGCCCCUGAAGCAGCAGCAGCAGCAGCAGCAGCAGCAGCAGCAACAGCAGCAGCAGCAGCAGCAGCAGCAUGCUGCUGCUGCUGCUGCUAAGGCUAAAAUAGACAAGCUUGUUGCAGCAGCACCACAGCUGCUCACGCUGCUGCCUAAGGCUAAAAUAGACAAGCUUGUUGCAGCAGCACCACAGCUGCUCACGCUGCUGCAAGGCUAA
Messenger RNA from Eimeria mitis, 1869 nucleotides. RefSeq lists its product as uncharacterized. The record is from RefSeq and is a predicted model, not a curated record. Lineage: Eukaryota; Apicomplexa; Conoidasida; Eucoccidiorida; Eimeriidae.